Molecule: messenger RNA, 4934 nt
Organism: Pelodiscus sinensis (Chinese soft-shelled turtle)
Lineage: Eukaryota; Metazoa; Chordata; Testudines; Trionychidae
Source: RefSeq, a predicted model, not a curated record
UGGACAUGGGAAGAGCUUUGACGCACACUCUGGUACUGUCCAUGGUGCUGGGCUGUUCAGCUGUCCUAAUGGAUCUCCUGCUGUCGAGCCCGGAGGAGCCAGUGGUAAAUGUGGCUGUGGUCUUCGGGGGCUCCUCGUACCCUCUGCACAUCCGCAGCCGGCUCACUCAUCAGAGCUUCCUGGACCUGCCUCUGGAGAUCCACCCGGUCACGGUGAUUGUGAACGACACCAACCCCAGCACCCUCUUGACCCAGAUCUGCAACAUCCUCACCAGCACCAAGCUCCACGGCAUUGUCUUUGAGGACAACAUCGGCACAGAGGCCGUGGCCCAGAUCCUGGACUUCAUAUCCUCCCAGACGCAGGUCCCCAUCAUCAGUAUCAGCGGGGGCUCUGCCGUGGUCCUGACUCCUAAGGAGACUGGCUCUGCCUUCCUGCAGCUGGGAGUCUCCCUGGAGCAGCAGAUCCAGGUGAUCUUCAAAAUCCUGGAGGAAUAUGACUGGGGCUCCUUCGCAGUCAUCACCAGCUUGUACCCAGGCUACAACAUCUUCGUGGACGUUAUCCGGUCCUUCACGGACGCCAGCUAUUUCGGCUGGGAGCUCCAGGAUGUCCUGACCUUUGAGAUGACCCAGGAUGGGAGUAACUCCAAAACCCAACGGCUGUUACGGCAAAUCGAUGCCCAGGUGAUGAUUGUGUACUGCUCGCGGGAGGAGGCUGUGUACCUCUUCCAGGUGGCGGAGCAGGCAGGCUUGGUCGGGCCCGGCUACAUUUGGAUUGUGCCUAGCCUGACGGUGGGGAACAUGGAGCUCCCGCCUGUCUCCUUCCCCAUCGGCCUCAUCAGCGUGGUGACGGAGAGCUGGAAGAUGAGCCUGAGGCAGAAGGUUCGGGAUGGUGUGGCCAUCAUCGCCAUGGGGGCUGAGAGCUACUUCAAGACCUAUGGGAACCUCCCAGAGGUGGGCAAGGACUGUAAGACGCCUCCUAGCACCGCCACCAACAACACGUUCUACAGGCACCUGCUGAAUGUGACAUGGGAGCACAGGGACUUCUCCUUCAAUGAAGGCGGCUACUUGGUGAGGCCCACCAUGGUGGUGAUCUCGCUGAACCGGCAUCGGCUCUGGGAGAUGGUGGGGAAAUGGGAGAAAGGGAUCAUCCACAUGAAGUACCCAGUGUGGCCCCGCUACGGCUCCUUCCUGCAGCCCGUGUCAGACAAUCGCCACCUCACCGUGGCCACCCUCGAAGAGAGGCCCUUUGUGAUCGUGGAGAACACUGACCCGGCCACUGGCGUCUGUGUGCGUAACACCGUCCCCUGCCGGAAGCAAACCAACACCACCGACAGUGGGGAAGGAGCGGUGGACCCCUACACCAAACUCUGCUGCAAGGGGUUCUGCAUCGAUAUCCUGAAGAAGUUGGCCAAGGCAGUGAAAUUCUCCUAUGACCUCUACCUGGUAACCAAUGGAAAACACGGGAAGAUCGUGCGUGGCAUCUGGAAUGGCAUGAUUGGAGAGGUGUACUACCAGCGAGCAGACAUGGCCAUCGGGUCCCUCACCAUCAACGAAGAGCGCUCUGAGAUCGUGGACUUCUCCGUGCCCUUCGUAGAGACCGGCAUUAGCGUCAUGGUGGCCAGGAGCAACGGGACCGUCUCGCCCUCUGCCUUCCUAGAGCCCUACAGCCCGGCGGUGUGGGUGAUGAUGUUCGUGAUGUGUCUCACGGUGGUCGCCAUCACGGUUUUCAUGUUCGAGUAUUUCAGCCCCGUCGGCUACAACCAGAAUCUAACCAGCGGCAAAAAGUCCGGGGGCCCCUCCUUCACCAUUGGCAAAUCCGUCUGGCUGCUCUGGGCCCUGGUCUUUAAUAACUCGGUGCCCAUUGAGAAUCCAAAAGGCACCACCAGUAAGAUCAUGGUGCUGAUCUGGGCCUUCUUUGCUGUGAUUUUCCUGGCCAGUUAUACCGCCAACCUGGCCGCCUUUAUGAUCCAGGAGCAAUAUAUCGACACCGUCUCUGGGCUGAGUGACAAGAAGUUCCAGAGGCCCCAGGAGCAGUAUCCCCCGUUCCGCUUUGGCACUGUCCCCAACGGCAGCACGGAGAGGAACAUUCGGAGCAACUAUCCAGACAUGCACACGCACAUGGUGAAAUACAACCAGCGCUCGGUAGAAGACGCCCUGACCAGCCUCAAAAUGGGGAAGCUGGAUGCCUUUAUCUACGAUGCUGCUGUGCUGAAUUACAUGGCUGGCAAGGACGAGGGCUGCAAGCUGGUGACUAUCGGCAGCGGGAAGGUCUUCGCUACCACUGGCUAUGGCAUUGCUCUCCAGAAAGAUUCCAAGUGGAAGAGAGCAAUUGACUUGGCCCUGCUGCAGUUCCUGGGAGACGGGGAAACCCAGAAGCUGGAGACUGUGUGGCUGUCGGGGAUCUGCCAGAACGAGAAGAAUGAGGUGAUGAGCAGCAAGCUAGACAUUGACAACAUGGCCGGAGUCUUCUACAUGCUGCUGGUGGCCAUGGGGUUGAGCCUACUGGUCUUUGCCUGGGAGCACCUGGUGUACUGGAAACUGCGCCACUCUGUCCCCAAAUCACACAAACUUGACUUCCUGCUGGCCAUAAGCCGGGGCAUUUACAGCUGUUUCAGCGGAGUCCAGAAUCUGGAGAGCCCUGUGCAAGUGCGCACCCCUGACAUCACCGCUAACUCCGCCCAAGCCAACGUGCUGAAGAUGCUGCAGGCCGCUAAGGACAUGGUGUCCACAGCCAGUGUGGGGAACUCCCUGGAGAACGCCACGCGUACCAUUGAGAACUGGACCAACCGGAGCGAAACCCUGCAGCCCACGUUCUCCCUUCGAACACCUCAGCUGGUGGUCCAGAACACCAGCGUGUCCAACAGCCCAGCCUGCUCCUCCAACAUGGCUGCCGCAGAGAAAGUCGGGCGGGUCUGUGCCCAGCGGGUUGCUCCACCACCCAUCUCUGAGCCCCAGCAGCCCUUUGUGGAUUCCAGGCUGCCAGCUAGUGACAACUGGAGGGCAGGAAACGAGCAGCCACCAGUACUUCACCCCCUAAAGCUUCGAGGAAGCUAUUCUGGGGAUAAAGCUCUUCCUGGUUCCACUGUGGGGGACUUUCCCCACCUCUUGGUGAGGACCAUGCCCCCAGCCCAUUUCAGGAGCCACGUGCCCUUGGGAAACCAUCUGAGCACUUCCCUCUCACCGCUGGAAACUCAAAGGGAGCUUCCCCUCCCGGACAUCUACAGAGAACAUAAGCACCCUGUGUCCAGGGGAGAGGGAAAGGAGAAGCUCUCCCCAAAUGUCCACCUGGUGUAUGGGGAAGGAGGACCCAGGGGCCCAGCCCCGCUGGCAAGACUGUUCUCCACUUCUAAGAAGAGCCCUUUCUUGCCUCCCGACUGUGCGCACAGCUCCUUCCUGACCACCAACAGGCCUUGCAGGCCCUUAGUGACUGUGUUCAAGGAAGCAGAACCCAUAGAGCUGCCCCUUCUGGGAAAGGAGAAGCUGAACAGGAGAGCCAACCUGCUGAGGUCCUCCUGGGAGCAGAAUGGGAAGCACCAUUCCCUAGGCAUCCGGCAAUACGACGGCAGGUCUUCCGCCCAAGGGGACCUACCAGAUCUCUUCCCCAAAGCUGGCAUGGCACUGAGGCCGGCACCAAUGCACUAUCCCACCGAAGCCCUCCGGCCCAGUGCGAUGUGCAACAGAAAACGCCUGGAGACAAACUCCAGGCUUUCUUGGAAAGGACAGCAGCUCCUGCACUCUCCGGCAGCGAGGCUGCCCUCCUACGGGGAGGCGUGCCUGCAGAACUCUAGCGGCAUGCACCGGGCCUCUUCCACUGUGGUGCACAAACAGUACGCCUACAUGAACUCCUAUACGAACCUGCCCAUGUACCUGGGACAGCUGUACCAGGGGCCUGCCCCACUCUGCGAACACUCCAGGGCCAGCCAGCCCUGUGUCGCUCGGGCUCCCUGGGCACCCAGGAGCAGGGACUACUUGGUCCACGAGGACAGCCGGAGGACCAUGUACUUCGACAGCGUGUACAGAGACUGUACAGAGCGAAACCGCGCAGAGCCGUCCUUCCUCCAGAUGGUCAGUGCCGAGAGGGGGGACCUGCUGGCAGCCCAGAGAAUGAGCAGUCCUUACGCUGCCCGGUCCUGGAGGCGAAUCUCUAGCUUGGAGUCCGAGGUGUGAGGGUAGAGAGGGGGGCAGGGUUAGGGCCGUUGCUACUUAGCGUCUAUCUGUGUUACUGCUCUCACCCGCCCUUUGGUGAUUCUGGGGUGACUCUUGAGGACUGAUCCCAUAGGGAGGCUCUAAAAUCUUAGUCCCUGGGUACCAGCAGGAAGAUCUUGUCCCAUUUCCUCUGCUACUGACGGACCAAAAAAAUAGCAAAGCAGCAGCUAUUUGAUACGGGGCACAAACCUAACUGUAGAAGGGACUUCCAUGUAUGAAUUCUGAAGUCUUCCAUUGCUGGGCACUGGGACCUAGCACGGGCUGUGUGGUGCGCUUGGCUGUGUCUUGUCCAAUUGAAAUGCUCACAGUCAUAUGUGGUCAACUAUAAAGUAUCCAGUAUGAUGUCAGUCCUUCAUUUCUGGUUCCAGUUAACUUGGGGGUCCAUGCCCAGAGCUCUGCUUUCUGUGAAAGGAUGGGGGACAUCUUCCAGCCCUGCUCCCCCCAAACUGUAACUCUCCUGCUUCUACAGUUGCACCACUUUAAAUGGUCUGCUAAUGAAUGGGGCUGCCUCGGGCACAGGAAGACCCGGGGUCCCUAAGAUAUUUUCAGUAGUUUCCUUCCCCUUUUGGUUUCUUAAAGCAAGACUCACAAUGCCAUGCCCAGGUCAUUAAAGAGACAUUUUAAAUCUUGCUUUUCUAAUUCUGCCAUCAUUCUGCACCAGACUCCGGGGUUGCCAAGGUUUCUUCUGUGCUCUAACACGCAGAGAGCUGCCUUCCAUCCCGAAGAUCU